AAUCCUUCUCAUUUCUUUACUGCAACCAAAGCGAUUGUUGGCUGCGAUUCCCAAUCGUUUUUCUAUAGCUCAAUUACCCGGCAGUUCCAAUCGAACAGUUGGAAGAGUUUUUGGCUUCUCAGUCUUCCCGCGGAGAGUGUUUCAAUCAAAUGCGGCUGAAGAUUAACAAGGCCUGCGAUCUCAGUUCUAUCUCCGUUCUUCCUCCUCAUUCCAGGAGGUCAAAUGCGUUAACCACUGGGCAGCAAGCACCACAGUUGCGAUCACAACCUUCGCAACAAUCCUUUUCUCAGGGUUUGUCAUCUCAGCACGGCAUGUAUUCUCAACUUUCUCAGAACUCUUUUGACGAAGUCGUCACAAAUGAACAGAGAUUUAGCUCUCAAGACCGAGAAAACUCGAUUAAGAAGAAUUCCUUUUUUCCUCCUCUAAGUUACUCCAGAGAAGAUUGCCAAUUGGCACUCUCUAAAUCUUCAACCAGUUUAACACAAAGAUGGAAACCAACUCCUCUUCCCGACUCUAAGUGUCAAGUAGGUGAAGAACUGGACCGCCGCCUUGGAACUAUAGAAAACUCAUUAAACAAGUUUGGAAAGAUCUUGGAUUCUCUUCACAGUGAUAUCCUGCAACUAAACAAAGGAAUGAAGCAAAUUUCUCUGGAUGUGGAAGGCAUAUGGCAAAAGAUGCUUGUUAACAGUAGCUCGCUGCAAUCCAUGAACAAAGACCACGAUGACAUGAAAGCUACCCUCGAUGGAGGCUUCAAAUUGAUAUCCAAUCAACUUAAGAAGGAUGCAUACCAAGAAAGGCUUAAUGAGAUUUCCAAUGUUCUUUCUUCAUUGGAAAAGCAAGUACAAGCAUCUCAACUGAAAUUAAAAAAUGACUUCAUCAGCACAUUCACCCAAGAAAUUAAGGCGAUGGUCUGUACCUUGAAGAACCCCUUGCAGAAAUUUCCACCUCACUCUAUUCAAUCUCCCGAGAGUACUGCUUGUUUGGAUGUUCCACAGCAAAAGCGACAUCGAUGUAAAAUUCAAUCUGCAUCUCCGAAUGUUUGCAUUCGAGCAACUACAGUACAAAAGGAGGAAGUAGGACGGUGGAAAUCAGUAAAAGUGGGAAAGACGUUUUGCACUGGUAGUGUGGCGAAAAAGGAUGAUCCGAAGAAAGUAAUUCCAUUUUCUGAACAGCAGCGCCUGGUGCUGGAAAGAGAAUAUAGAGUUAUUGUUGAUUCUGAUGAGGAGAUCGAAAGAAGUUUCUCCUGCUUAAUUGAAGAGAAGAAAACAGGAGAAGAUGUACGUUACUAUUCCAUAGAAGACGCCAAGGAAGAAAGUGCAAGAAUUUUAAGGAAAGCAAGAAGGCAGAAAAGAAAAUACUGCAAUCCUAUAAUUAUUAAUUGAAGGUGCAAGAUGGGUCAGCACGAUCAGGAUGUAAAGACCUCUUUCUUCUAGGUAAUUGGAUCCUUAUCUUGCUUUUGAAUGCCCACUUUUGCAUGCUGUCCAUUAUGCUUAUCUGAGCCUUCUUGCUUUUUCGUACAUCCUCCUUUUUUCUUUUCCACUGCUCAAAUCCCUUCAAAUCUUUUCUUCUUUUCCCCUUUCCUCCUCCCACUUUGGAAUCUGGACCACUAACACACCACUUUCACUCAAAAGAUGAGCAUAACUCUAACUUGCUCUUGACAUAAAAAUACCCUUUUGUGUUGGGGAAGGCUCUUUUGUAGGACAUUAAAAUAAGUUUAAGCCAUUCCUAUUUUUAGCUUUUUCUUUGAAACGAAGCAAAGCUGUAGAUAUAUUAGUUCCUCUUAGCAAUGUGUUCCCUUUUGGUUGUGGGUUUGGGGAUAGUGGGGUUUGAAUGAUGAAGCCCAUUACCAACUUUCCUUUUCUUUUUCCCCUUUGGAAAGUCCACGUUUCACUGAAUUUGACAAAGCCCACAAAGCAGAUAUUGUUGUCUGCCAGUCCAACUAAGUCCCACAUGGUUGUUCUGUUUUAUCAAUGCCCUGUUUUCUGGACCAUAAGGUCUAUGAUUUGGGAAUCACGGGUUAUUUUACAACUCAUAAACUUCCGAUCUUUUGUCCAUAUUCAAAUCUUUAGUUUGGUAUUCUUUGAAGUUUUGAUUCUAAAAUGGCAUAUGGUUGAGAAAAAUAUAGAAGUAUUGAAUAUAUACACUAUGAACAUGAUCUGAUUUUGAGCCAUGUGAUAUAAAAUGGGAGCGGCAUGAGCGUUGUUUAACAUUUGAAAGAAAAAGUAAAAAGAAGAAAAGAUGAAGACACUCCAAUUUUCUAUUGAAAAAUAUAAUUUUCUUCUCGAGUGGAGCGGGUCUCGAAACUCUACUAAAAUCCAAACCUUCCAUACACACCAUAGCUUUCUGCUAUUGAAAUAAACUAUAGGUUUAAAAAAAUUGAUUUUGAGCCGACAAAAUUGAUAUUAAUAGGUUCUAAUUCAUUCUCGUGCUCUUAAUAUUACUAUGUCGAUUAGUUAUUAAUUUGAAAAAAAUAAAUAAAUCAGUUACUGAACUAAAAAUAAUAAUAUUUAUGUAGUGUCCUUAAACCUUAUAUUAUGUUUUUAUUUUGGGUUGGUUGUUAGAAUAUAGAAUUGAUGGAAAUGUGAAUAAACUAGUAAGGGAGGUCAUCAAUGUCCUGACGCCAAACUUUAUAUAUAUUUUAGUUCACUAAUUCGAGGUGGGAAUAGAACAAUUGUUUUUUAAGAUAAUAAAACAAGGGUAAUAUUUAGGUACAUUUUGAACAUCACAUAACUUUAUGCAUACCUUCUCAUCACUCACAUAAAAAAAAAAUUAUUAAAAUUUUUCAAAAAAGAUAAAAUGCAAAACUUAUCACAUGACAAGUUAUGAUUGGAUAAUUUGGUGAGAUGCACGUAUCUCAUACCCGAAAUAUACUUGAGUGUUUUUCUUGUUUUAUCAACUAAGCUAUGCCUGAGUUA
This is a messenger RNA of Benincasa hispida (wax gourd), 2915 nucleotides long. RefSeq names its product putative recombination initiation defects 3 (gene PRD3). Lineage: Eukaryota; Viridiplantae; Streptophyta; Magnoliopsida; Cucurbitales; Cucurbitaceae. Gene Ontology annotation, biological process: meiotic DNA double-strand break formation; embryo sac development; microsporogenesis. The record is from RefSeq and is a predicted model, not a curated record. Gene Ontology annotation, cellular component: nucleus.